This is a messenger RNA of Ostreococcus lucimarinus CCE9901, 420 nucleotides long. RefSeq lists its product with no specific name. The transcript has a single exon. Bases 1 to 420 code for a protein of 139 amino acids. The record is from RefSeq and is a predicted model, not a curated record. Lineage: Eukaryota; Viridiplantae; Chlorophyta; Mamiellophyceae; Mamiellales; Bathycoccaceae.
AUGGGGUGCGCGUCGUCGAGCGCGCCGCGCGUCGACGCGCCGCGCGCCGCGGACGACGUCGAGACGGCCGACGCGACGCUCGGCGGCGCGAACGCCAUCGAUUCGUGGCGCCUGCCGACGACGCCGUACGCCGUGGGCGACGACGCCGACGCGCUGUGCACGCGCGACGCGCUCGCGAGGCGACGGGAUGAGUUUUGGGACACGGCGAGCGCGUACGGGGGGUCGAGCGAGGUGUGGGGGGCGCUGCGGGCGUGCUGCGAGGGGCGAUUCGACGAGGAAACGUCGCGCGAGGUGCUGCGAGCGAGCGGCGCGGUGAGCUGCGACGCGCGAUUGGCGGUGACGUUCGACGCGCUGGGACGGCGGUACGCGCUGCCGGCGUUCGUGCGAGGGACGCCGGAUAGGUUCGAGGAGGAUGGGUGA